GCCUUGUUCGGGAAUCGAACCCGGAUAGCUCUAUCCCCCAAUAGGCAGGAAACUUACCCCUUGACCAGAACGCUCCCCGCCUUAUCACGUCAAAUGUCACCGAUCAACAAACCGAUCAAAUUCCAUCGCUGCCCUCGUGUUGCAGUCACGAUUGUUUACAUCAAGGAUAAAAAAUUGGUGACAUCUCCGAUCACAUGAAGUAUAAGAUCAUCAAAUAAAACUAUGGACGUCAUUCUGUUUCAACCUUCUGAUUGGAGGAAUGAGUCAUUGAACUUUGCGUUUGAGUGAUACCGUCUCGUCACUUUAACGGUACCUCGGAAAGACUGUAACCCUGAAGCUGUCACUAGAUGAAGCUACGACAUCAAUGCCGUUGCGAGCUAGGUGUCCAAAUUCACACCUGUGAGUGCUGUGACCGGCCAGUUACACCAAGCCGUAAUGUGAUAUUACGACGUCACUGCAAUGACAGCGUUAAUUUUUUAUUUCCACAGCAUUUCAGUAUCCUUGUUUUGAUACAGUCGUGGAGCGAUUGCGGCGAUUGCAUUUAUUGCAUUUAUAGUGGCAUUUAUUGAUAAAAAAUAUUUUGGAGGACAGGUUUGAUAGAAAAGGGGGAUUUUGAAUGCACAAAGUAGCUGGCGAUUGGAAUCAAUGUCGUCUCAGCAAAACGCAGGUGUGGAGCUUUGCAGCUUUUUCAUCUUUAAUUCAACCUUUGGACCCCGGGAGGGUGAGGAGGAGAACAAAAUCAUAUACUACCACCCACCCUCAGCCGACAUCAACAGCAAGGUCAAAGAUGUCGGCCUGGUUGAAGCACUGGUGCAGUUCUCGAGAACAUUCAACAGUGAAUCUCCUCUACUCAGCAUGCAAACACUGAAGCAGAAGCACUUCUUCUUGGAACCAGAGAAAGACUUCUUUAUGACUCUGGUGGUGCGCCAGCCGGUGGAGGAGGUCACCAGGAACAACUCUCCGUACAAGGAGUACACCCCGGAGGCGGUACAGCAGUCGGUGUACCUCUCCGUGCUGCGACACAUGUACCAGAUGUACCGGCUGCUGCGCGGUACACUGGCGGCCCAGAGUCGGGAGGAGCUGGUACGCAGCACUGCGGAGAUAUUCGACAGCUACGUGCCCGUGCUGCGGCUCCAGCAGCGCGACAUUCGAGACGUCUACGGCGGCGUCCGCUUUCUCUCGCUGGACCGACUGGCCUUCCUGAAGCUGCAGAGCUUCGUCAACCAGCUGGAGGUGCUGCACCCCUUCAUCCGACACUCGGUCAUCUACUACAAACAGCAUCUCAUCUGGUCGGGUCUGGGUAAGACCAACAUGGGCAUCAUCCACUGGUACCUGGAGACGGUGCUGUUUCCCGAGUGUGGUCCCGAACGGCCGGCCGUCUGGAAGGACCGGACCGCACCCACCAGCGGAGUCUUCAUGUCCACCGAGGCAUCCGGUGACGGCACGGACUCGUUUCUGGCGCCGCCUAUCGUCCACCUGCGGAAGCACAACUGCACGGCUCUGCCGCUGGGCGGCGCUGCGGACGGCUGCAGCAGGGACGGGGAUGACAGCUGGAACGGCGGCGAUCCGGUGGAGGCGACGGACGAGCGGGCUCAGUUGGUACUCUACCGUCUGAGGGAUGUGGUGGUCGUCCUACUGGUGGACCUGGAGGUGCGCCUCACGCUGCCCCUCUGCCGGGAGUUGGAUGCCUCGAUGGCUGGUCCCGUACAGGAGCUCUCCACUCUACUGAGUAGCGUCAUCAAUGACGACAAGUCGUCGGGCAAAGACGACGGAGACACGAAACUGAUCUACUAUAACCGGUGUAACCGCGCACAGAAGAGCAGUCUGCACGGCCCGACGGCCGCCUCUGUGCCGUCGGACGCCCUCCAGCUGAUGGUCGACCUCCGAGAGGACGCACUCAGGUUCCAGGGUGACGGCGGUGCGAUCUUCGGUCGGGCCAUGAACGAGACCUGGGUGGCCGGCCGGGUCAACCCCAACAGGGAGUUCUUCUCCGUGGUCCAGCAGAAGAAUAUGAACCUUAUGGACGUCAACAAUGAGAUGGAGCAGCUCUGUAAGGAUCAGUUUAGUACAAUCUUCUUCCCGGCAUGAGCCAUCGGUGCCUUCCACCGAGCUCCUGCAAGUGGCGACUCUAUCAACAAGGUCCGGCUGGGCAUCGACCGGGUCUGAUCAAAGGCAACAGUGUCGGCUGUGUCUCUACAAUAGCGACGAUGCCUACUGAGUAUUGGUUGACGACACAAAGUCCAUGCAAUGAAGACGAAUCAGAGGAACGCUUACACUGGAAGAUGAUUAGGAAGGGUCUCUCAGCCCGCUAGCGUCUCCUGAGAUUCCUUGCAGUCUCAGCUACUCGUCGACGAGCUAAGGAUGAUCAGAUCGGGCAUCGACCAACAGCCUUACGGCACACUCGCGUCGCAAUUACCAAACGACCUGACAGCUCAUACCCACUCCGUCUACCACGGUCUGAGCUAGCGAUCAGUGACCCGCCGUUGUUCCCUAUCACAACUGGGCAAUGACUCGGUCACGAACAUCGGUCCUUUCUAGCGAAGAGAGGGGGAGAAAAUGAGAAGAGAAGUAGCGUCGGACUCCUGAUAAUAUAGGCGAUAUGUGGUGUGAGUUCCUCUGUGACAAUGUGAUUGGAGAUACGCGGACUUCAGCGCUGACCUGCACUGACAUUAAGUUAGGAGGAAGAUAUGAGCUUGUAACGCUGAUACGCUGCUCCGUUGUGGAGGAAGACAGAAGAAUGCUACAACUCAGACUGAGUGUUGGUACUUGGUAUUAGCUAAACGGCUGUGGUAUGUGGGCGAAGGUGUGAUGAUAUGUUUUACCCGGCGGUAUAACUUACGGCCCGAUUUGAAGCCAUCUUGGACACGAUGUGAAGAUAGACCGCCGACGUAUUCACAUGUGCCGAUUUCAGAAUGUGUGCUCGCAUUAUUGGCACAGUGAUUUAAGUGACCUGUAAUCUGUCGCUUUGGUUGUAUGUUUCAUACCCACAAUCCUGAAAAUGUAUGGGAAAAUACUGUGAUAUGGCGUAUACCUCUGUAGCUCAUAAUACAGACAAAUCACCAAAA
Amphibalanus amphitrite is the source of this 3065-nucleotide messenger RNA. RefSeq names its product vacuolar fusion protein CCZ1 homolog. NCBI's taxonomy places the organism in Eukaryota, Metazoa, Arthropoda, Thecostraca, Balanomorpha, Balanidae. Bases 646 to 2088 code for a protein of 480 amino acids. The record is from RefSeq and is a predicted model, not a curated record. Gene Ontology annotation, cellular component: Mon1-Ccz1 complex; intracellular membrane-bounded organelle. The transcript is spliced from 12 exons. Gene Ontology annotation, biological process: vesicle-mediated transport.